Molecule: messenger RNA, 2033 nt
Organism: Diachasmimorpha longicaudata
Lineage: Eukaryota; Metazoa; Arthropoda; Insecta; Hymenoptera; Braconidae
Product: zinc finger protein 436-like
Exons: 3
Coding region: 5-1933 (642 amino acids)
Biological process (GO): regulation of DNA-templated transcription
Molecular function (GO): RNA polymerase II cis-regulatory region sequence-specific DNA binding; DNA-binding transcription factor activity, RNA polymerase II-specific
Source: RefSeq, a predicted model, not a curated record
UCAGAUGAUUUUAGGUUAUGUAUCUGACACCAAUGACACUCAGGCAUUUGAAUGCUACAGAAGAGUCAUUCAAGCUGAUAUAAUGUUGAAUCUGAGUUCCGAAAGAAAACAAGAGGUUGUGAGUGGUACCUGUGCCACGACUGGAAAGAAUAUUCCAGGAAAUUUGUGUGGGGAGAAUAGAGUGAAUAAUGCUGGACAAUUAAAUUAUAAGAUUAUUGGGAAUCGUGUGGAGAGACCCUUCGUGUGUCUAGAAUGUGAUAUGAGUUUUGAUCGACUCUCCCAACUUGAUUAUCACAAAAGGAGUGUCCACCUUGGUGAGAAGACUCAAAUAUGUCAGAUCUGUGGAAAGAAAUUCUUCAGAAAGGCAGAUUUAAAUACUCAUCUGAACAUACACCUUGGAACCAGUCAGUCCAUUUGUGAUAUUUGUGGACGGAAGUUCAAUCAUGUGUCAAAUUUAAUUAGACAUGCCAGAGUUCAUGCAGGAAUAAAGCCAUAUCCAUGCUCCAUAUGUGGCAAGAGAUUCACCCAGAUAAGCUCAGUAGUCAGGCACAAACGGAUUCAUGACAAAAAAUCCGGGAGUACCACUGAAACUGCUGGAGAUGCUGAAGUAAAGAAAUUGAUAAAGCGAAAACACUAUUGCAAAGUUUGUGGAGAUACUUUUCCCUUUAUCGUUCUCCUACGCCAGCAUGAGACCAGGCAUUUCGAAGGUGAUGGUAGCAUCCAGUGUGAGCGAUGUAAAAUGCCCUUUGGAAGCCAGUCAUUCCUUCAAGAUCACAAAUGCCGGUUGCCUGCUCCCCACAUAAAAAAAAUUGACUCGACCAAUAUUAGACUGGCCCAUGCAGACCUGGGCCAGCAAUUACUCGACUUAGAAAUCGACUACUUAUCCCAGAAUGAUUUCGAUCAAUCUAGAAAUGUGAACGUCCUUGAAUCCGUGGAAGUUGGUUCAAUAAAUAAAAACCUGAUCGAUCCCCUAGAUCUGCAGAGUCUAAGCGAUCUGGACAAUUCGUUUAAUCAUCCAAAUGAGAGUCAGAGAUUCUCUGAGGAUUCGGACUUUGAACAGGUAAGACCCUCGGAUUUCCUGACAACGUUUGAAGAGAUCAUCGGAUACCAUGACAGCCAAACUCCAGGUGUGCGAUUGGUUCAGCACGAGGAGGGGGACCAGUUCUUCGAGCUCGUCAGGGACCCCCUGGCAUACCUCAGUGACAGCAAGAAUUGCGAUAAAACAGAAGAAGUUAAUGCUUCGAACAAAAAUGGCAUCGAGAGCAUGGAAAGCUCAGCCACCGACAAAGUCGCGAUGAAGAAGAGAAAUAGGAAAAAAUCAUCGACUGACAAGAGCAGAAGUCAAGAGCAGAAGUACGAAUGUACGAUCUGCAGGAAAAAAAUUUCCACAGCAUCGAAUCUGAAGCAACACACAGGCACUCACUUCCUGGAUCAACAAAAGUUUCACUGUAAGGACUGCGGAAUGUCAUUCGCCUGGAAGUCAACACUGAAUAAACAUCUAGCGAGUAAUCACCGGCCCGAUGGGCCCCAGAAAUUUGUCUGCGAGAUAUGUCCCCGGGUUUAUUUCACUCUCUCUCAAGUCAAUGAACAUGUCAAGCGAGAUCACCUGAAGGUGCGCAAUCACAUGUGCGAAGAAUGUGGCAAAUCGUUCUUCAAGAAGUUGGAUCUUGAGUCCCACAGGAGAACUCAUACGAAGGAACGACCCUAUGUCUGUCAAGUUUGUGAUAAAACUUUUUAUCAUCAGAGCCAUAUAAUUAGACAUGAGAGAAUACAUUCUGGUGAACGACCGUAUUCUUGUGAUUUUUGUCAAAAGACGUUCUCGCAGCUGAGCUCGUUGAAGAUGCACAAGCAGAGGCAUCACAACGAGACCAGAAUGGAUAUAUUGGAAUAUCAGAAUAACGAAGACGAUCCGAUAAUACUGAAAACGUUUUAAUGUGCUUUGAAAUGAGAGUAUUUUCUUUUUGAUUGAUUUCAAACUCUGAUCCUGACGAAUGUAAAAAAAGUAUGAAAAUAUAAAAAAUUAUAUAAAAACA